CGUAUACACGAGACGGUACCUGGAACAAGGCAAAGUUGACAAUUAAAGUUCCGUUAAUGUGCUUUCACCGCUCUAACGCGUAACGUCUAACGAUGGCCGCGCGCAGCUACUUUUUCCAACUGUCUAAACGAUCGUUCAGUUUUAUCGCACGAAUUCGCGAAAAAACAGCUAUGAAGCUACAUCAUCAUUGCAUAAAGCUUGCAUUACAGAAAAAAAGGCUCUAAAAUUUCCCUAUAAAUAAUCUCCGCGGAAAAAUGGCCAAUUACUCCCGAAAUAACACAUAACGAAGCGCGCGAUUAUCUAACGUAUAAGCGCGAGCUCGCUUAACGAUCUUCGGUUCGCUCCGUAUGGAUCGUCGUACGAAAAUGCUUCCUCUCGAAACCUACUGCUAGAGCAUAUAAUCGCGCCGAAAACAGAUACCCCUGUUACCUCAUCGAUCGCUCAUCAUCAUCGUCGCGGAGCAUACAAACGCGAGCGAGCUUUCGCAAUGCGUGCAACCCUCCGAUCCAAAUUCGCGCAAUAUAAUAUAAAUCGGUUGCCGCAUGCUCGCACACAUAGGUACACUCACUCGGAGAGAAACAAAUCGGCCUCGUUAGAGCGGAAUAUCCUGGCUCGCGCUCGUGUCGGGAGAGGUAGUCCCGUGCGGGAGAGUGGUUUAGAUGGACGGACUGCACACACGUGGGGAUGCUCCAUAUAAGUAGCGACCGCGAGCCUCGCCAACCCGCAGAUCCUCUUUCCGUUUCUUUACGACAGUACCGUGGAGCCGAGGCUGCGUGCGUAUACAGACGUAUCAUCAGCUGUACGCGUUGUUGGUGUUUUCGUUGUGCUCGUUCCUUGACCGUGUGCACGUCACGGCUCAUCGUCGCUUGUAUUUUAAUCUGCACGAAAUAAGCCCGCUCGGAAGUUGUUCAGUGCCGGCCGACGUGAUAGAUCGUUCGAGAUGUAGCUUAUAUCGGGAGAUAUAAUCUUGACAUCCACGAGCGUGCACACGGGAGUCGGAGAGUUGGAGUUCACGUGAUGCUGCUCUGUUGAUGCAUCGAGCGCCGAAGGAAUACAGCUAACAAGCGCAUCGGGGACGUCGGACAGAUGGCGUCGGAAGUGAUCAGCGUCCUCAUCGCAUCGGUUAUCGUCUGCGUCUUCGCGGAGCCGCCGGUGCAAAUAGACGAGCGGCAUCUGCAGCCGAACCACGAUCAAGACGAUAACGCGGGUAACGGCUGGCAGGACUCGGUUCCGGGUCUGCCCGGCAGGGAUUACCCGAAUCUGACCAGCAUACCCGAGACGUCGUUCACCUGCGCCGGAAAAACGCCCGGGGGGUACUACGCCGACGUCGAAACGAGAUGCCAGGUGUUUCACGUAUGCAGCACUAAUGGCGCCAAAAGUUCCUUCCUCUGUCCGAGCGGCAGUGUUUUCAACCAACGGCACUUCGUUUGCGACUGGUGGUACGACUUCAUUUGUGAGCAAGCUCCCAAGCUCUAUGCACUCAAUCGCGGACUCGACGAUCGCCUCGAAACUCCAUCCUCGACGCCGUCCUUGCCCAUCGAUUCGUCGUUCAAUUCCAUCGCUGGACCCGGGGGCGAUCUGUCCCUCGCCAGUUCCGGUUAUCCGAACAAUAUUAGGGACGAUGCUAACUCGAUCUACGAAGAUUACACUUCCGUCAAGAUAGCCGACAGCGAGCCUGCCAAGGAGAAAUUUCCAUCCGUGGCCGCUUCCAGCGCGCCGAGCGCCAGUGUACAGCAGCUUGGAGACUCGAGUCAGGCCACGACUUCCGGGAUCCCCGCCGAUAAUUACUUCGAGGCUCGUCGACACGAACGUUUAAAUAGUCAGCAGCAGCAUCAGACUCGUGGACGCAAUCACGAGGAAAAUCGACGACCCUUGACGUAUCGCAGGAGACCGAUCCACGGCCUGGACAAUGUGCCGAGGGGAUUUUCCAAGGAUCACGCCGAGAAACAGGCUUUGGCCAAAGGGAGCAAUCAGGGCGCAGGAUCUUUUGUGAACAACGGAUUAGCCGACGAGAGCGAGAGGAAUAAAAAUUUUCCCUUGCCUAGAGAGAAUAAUAAUUACGUGGACAGCAACACCUACAACAACAGACUGAAUGCAGCUGACAACGACAACCAAAAUAGGAAUAUCAACGAUUUUAACGGUAACAACAACAAUAACAGAUUCGAAAAUUAUUACCAGAGUACGGAGCGCUACCCGCUUGUGCCACAAAACAGUAAUCGCGUGAACAAAAAUUACACCGCCAACAACAACAAUAACAAUAAUAAUAAUAAUAAUGCAAACAACAACUACUACAACGGAAAUAAUGUUAAUAACGAUGUUCAAAGUAAUAAUUACUACAAUCAGAAUAAUUUUAAUGAUAACGAUCAAAAUAGCAAUAAUAACUAUUACAACAAAAAUAACAUGAACAGCAACGAAUAUUAUAAUCCGGGCAACAAUAAUAUCAAGUACGACAACUACAAUCGGAAAGCAGAGAGCGUCGAAUCGAGCACUGUUCACAGUUAUAGCACCAACUACGAUUUCCCCAAAGACCAUCAGGCUCAGACCUCCGAACUGUCUACCUCGAGACCUCGCUCGAUAAACUCCAGCCCCACAGAGGACGACGUAGAUCGCGAACGACAGCGCGAAGUAGACAGCGCUGACCUAAAACGCAAACGUCCUCAGCCUCACCAUCAGCAGUCUUAUGACAAUCAAUCCCCGGCGUUUCUCAUUCGAGAGGAAUUCACACCGAACAUCUGGAGGGAUGAUUUGUCCACGAGCAGUACAGCGUCCCAGAGCCCACCCUACCCUCCAGACAGAGGCUAUCUCAGCCCGGGUUCCGAUACUUCGACGCUGUCAAGGCCCGUGGAAGUGACGACUCCAGUGGCUUCCACUACUGUAAGCUACCCGAAACCGAAACCGCAAGAGAGGCCGAAGUUCCUAGGCAGGAGGCCAGCCGGCGGGCUGCCGAGCGGAGCGGGUAACGGGCUACCAGGCGCCAACAAAGUUCUCAUUGGCUCUGAUGCUAUCACCAACACUCCGGGAGAAGAGUCGGCUGGUGCCGGUGACAAUUCUGAAUCCGGUGUAACUGCGAGUGGUGUCAAUGGAAAUGGGAAUGGAGUGAACGGGUGGGGUGACCAGAGUAGCACGUACCUACCCCCACAGACUUACAACGAGUUUGGAGGAGAUGGACAGAACAAUAACUGGAAUAAUGCCGGACAGACAUGGAAUAACGGUAGGCAUUACGAUGGAAGAUAUUAAAGUUGGACUACUUCUUGAGAUUUUUGACAGUUUUUACGAAGGUAUAUUAAGUACUACAACUUUUAUGUAUGAAACAUUUCGACUGUUUUACGCACUUAUUUAGAGGCUUUCGUAUUGUUGUCUUAACUAUUGCUAUUUUUAACAUACCUAAUGUAAUACCCUGGUAGAAACGUUAACGUCUAAUAAGCUAAGUUUUGCGCCACUUAGCUAAGUUGUGGUUAACAAUUUAAAUAAAUAAGAGUUUAAACAUUAUA
Molecule: messenger RNA, 3491 nt
Organism: Nasonia vitripennis (jewel wasp)
Lineage: Eukaryota; Metazoa; Arthropoda; Insecta; Hymenoptera; Pteromalidae
Product: homeobox protein 2-like
Exons: 7
Coding region: 1087-3237 (716 amino acids)
Cellular component (GO): extracellular region
Molecular function (GO): chitin binding
Source: RefSeq, a predicted model, not a curated record